Paramormyrops kingsleyae is the source of this 2945-nucleotide messenger RNA. The record is from RefSeq and is a predicted model, not a curated record. Lineage: Eukaryota; Metazoa; Chordata; Actinopteri; Osteoglossiformes; Mormyridae.
UUUCUUCCCCUCCGUACGUCGCGACGUGGCGUUUUCCCCCUUCUAGACGGGGUAUUUCUUCCCCUCCGUACAUCGCGACGUGGCGUUUUUCCCCUUCUAGACGGGGUAUUUUUCCCUUCCGUACGUCGCGACGUGGCGUUUUCCCCCUUCUAGACUGGGUAUUUCUUCCCCUCCAUACGUCGCGACGCGGAGUUUUUCCCCCUUCUAGACGGGGUAUUUCUUCCCCUCCGUACUUCACGAAGUGGCGUUUUCCCCCUUUUUGACAGGGUAUUUCUUCCCCUCCGUACGUCGCAACGUGGCAUUUUCCCCCUUCUAGACAGGGUAUUUCUUCCCCUCCGUACGUCACGACGUGGCGUUUUUCCCCCUUCUAGAUGGGGUAUUUUUCCCCUCCAGGUGUCGCGACAUGGCAUUUUUCCCCCUUCUAGAUGGGGUAUUUUUCCCCUCCGGAUGUUGCGAUGUGGCAUUUUUCCCCCUUCUAGACGGGGCAUUUUUAUACAGCGUCAACACGAUUCAAAUGUAUGUGUUAAUAAGGUCUUUCAAUACCUAGGCAAUGCUUUUCAAGGGCAAAGGUUUCAGUCUGUAAUGUAACAUUAUUCGUUGCUGUAUCGUGUCUCGUGUUAUUUUCUUAUUACCAUAUGACAUUAUUUUGGCUUUUACUCAUAAAAUUUGUAAGGUUUGUUUUGUCUGACAUGCUGAAUACUAUAAUUAACUGGAACAAGCGAAGUAAAAGGUAACAGUCUGUGUAAAUUUCAGUAAGCUGUAAACGUUUGUGCUAAAAGACAUUGUCAUACAUACGGAGCAGGGAAACAGGCAAAGGGAGUCAUGCAGUCGAGUAAACGAGGGAUUUAUUAGGGGUCGACACGAACAGGAACACACAACGUCAGUGGCAGGACUGGGGAAACACACUCUAACAUUGACCUAAGUACACAACAGCAAUUAACAUGACCGAACAGCUGGUAACACGGGGAUUCUACAUGGGGUAGAUGAGGGGGCGUGGCACACAAGAGGAUCGGCACGAUCGGGGCAUGACAGGAACCCCCCCCCCCCAAAGGCACGCUCUCCGGGCGUGCUUAAAGGGACCAAAGGGGCAACAGGGCACAAUGGGACAGCACCUACGGGACGUACGGGAAACAAACGCAAGAACAUUAAUGGGGCAACGAGAACAGCUAACACACCACGGGGAACGCAUACACACACACACGGACACCAAUGAUGGAAACACAGAACCAAAAGACACAGGGGAAACACAACCAGAAGACAAACACACAGGAGGGACCAAAUAGGGGGCACACCAACCAGAGGAGGGAAGGGACCAGGAGGGAACAAGGGCAGAACAGAGGGAUGGGGAACAAACACAAGGGGCAAAGAUGCAAAGGGCGGGGGGAACCAGGGAGCCGGAGGGAAUCCCGGCAAGCGGAAGGCAGGAGCAGCCGGGGCCACAGGUGACCUCGAGGCCAGAGCCGGAGGGACCCUCAGUGACCGCGAGGCAGGAGGCAGAGGUGACUCCAAAGAGGGUGAUGAGAAAAGCGAAGGGACUGCUGGAGGAGACGAGGAGGGAGGCGAAGGGGACACCGGAGGAGGGCCUACCCAGCAGGACUGCUUGCCGUGAUGCUGAUGGUAGCUACUGAAGCCAGCGUGGGCCAUAAUAACUCAUCCAGCUUCUGCUCAGAAUCAAAAGAGUGUCUGCUGUUUGACCUGGUCUGCAGGACUGCUGACUAUGAGGUACGUCACUAUGACCCUGUUAAAUGGGUGUCCACAGACGCAGAGGCCUACUUUAUGGGUGUUGGUGCUGCCAUGGCUUUCAGGAGACUCUUCAAAUAUAUCUCUGGAGCUAAUGAGGAUGGUGUGAAGAUGGACAUGACAGCUCCAGUCCUGGUGAAAAUUCCAGAGGACAGGAAGAUGUGGGAGCCUGCGAUCUACACUCUGAGUUUUCUUUUACCAUCAGAAUAUCAGGAUAACCCACCAAAUCCCACAAAUGAGAAGCUGUACUUCACGGAUAUGCCAGACAUGAAAGUGUAUGUGCGGAGCUAUGGUGGCUGGAUGCUCUCCCUGACCUCUAAGCUGCACUCACAUAUUCUGAUCAGAGCAUUGGACCGUGCACACGCUCCAUACAAUACCUCCUUCCACUACAGCCUCAGCUAUGACAGUCCCAUGAAGCUUCUCAAUAGACACAAUGAGGUGUGGUAUGUUGCUGAAGGGGAGCCAGUUUGCACCGUCCCUCAAAACCCCCCCACGGGCAGCCCUAAACCUCAGCUUUGAUCCUUUGUAUAUCAAGACCUGUUCUCCUUAUCCAGAAGAAGAUGCCAAAAGAAAAUUCUGCUUUCCCUUAGUGAGAGAGAGGAGCUGGGAAGAGCUGGAUUUGACCUGACUGGAACCUGCCUUGCUCUGAGGUGCUCUCCACAUCCAGACCUGAUCUCCUUCUUCUUCCCGUCUUUUCCCUCAUACAUACGUCUUCAUAAAAUGCUAUAAAAAGUGAUGUAGCCAGCCUGUAUUCCCCAUUACAACCACAUAAAUCCCCCAGUUCUCAGAUCUUACAUGUCAUGCUUCAAAUAAAUAUAAGAAACAUUAUGACUCUAAAGAAUUCUGGUAAAAACACUUCCAUUAAGAUCUGUAUGGUUAUGUUCUCAGACGGACUAAUACAGUGUCUUUAUAAAAUAGAUUGGUUUGGCUUUGUGUAAAAGGUGAGUUGGCAAAGGACUGCACUCCCAGGAGUCUGAGCUAUGUCAGGAUUCUUUUGAUUUGAAGAGUAAAUAGCUUGAUAAAUGUCUGUAAUUCUCUACAGUCUUAGUCAUUUUCAUAGGUUCAGGUCUGUGCCUUGAAAGUGUUCUUCAAUCCUGGCGCUCAAUGCACAGUGUAAUAGUGUAUGCAGGCUUUUGAGCUCAUACAUUAAUUUGAUUUAUCUGUUCAUUGAAUGAAUGUAACAAUUAAAAUUACACAUCAACAAA